ACGCGCUGUGUCGGCGCGGCGGGGCGGGGCCGGAGCGGCGGGAGCGGGGCCGGGGCCGAGCCCAGUCCCAGGCCUAGGCCCGAUCCCAGGCCCGAGCCCAGGGCCGAGCCUCCGCGGCCCUUCCCGCACGGACACCGCAGGUGAGCGGGGCGGGGGGCGGCGGCGAGGCGGAGACCGGUGGUCACAGCGUCGGGUGUCCCCGUUAUGUCCCGUGUGCGGCCCUCUGGGGAGGGGCACGCAUCUUGGCUGUUCCAGGUGACGCGAGAAGGAAAGAACGGGGAAAACGAGGCAGUGUGUGGGAAGAGCGCCUUCCGGCAGGAGACCCGCGGCGACCGGCGGCACUUACCGCUCCGCACUUCUCAAAGGCUUGGCGUGACUCAGUUUCCCCGCGCUGAGUACCCCGGGGGCAACUGUGAGUGAGCUCCCUGUUGUGCCUCCAUCCAAGGACACUCGGGGGGAUUCCUGGGAUGUCCCGGGCACGGCGAGGAGCUGCCCGGCAGAGACAGGGAUGGCAGGAAGGAAAAAGCAGCAAACGCCGUCCCUGUUUGAGGAUGGACUUUCUCAAUCGGCCGGGUUCCACUUGAUCCCUCCUCAAAAGACCAUGGAUUUCCCAGGGCACUUUGAGCAGGUCUUCCAGCAGCUCAACUACCAGCGGCUGCACGGGCAGCUGUGCGACUGCGUCAUCGUGGUGGGCAACCGGCACUUCAAGGCGCACCGCUCGGUGCUGGCCGCCUGCAGCACGCACUUCCGCGCGCUCUUCACCGUGGCCGAGGGCGACCAGACCAUGAACAUGAUCCAGCUGGACAGCGAGGUGGUGACGGCCGAGGCCUUCGCCGCGCUCGUCGACAUGAUGUACACCUCCACGCUGAUGCUGGGCGAGAGCAACGUGAUGGACGUGCUGCUGGCCGCCUCCCACCUGCACCUCAACUCGGUGGUGAAGGCCUGCAAGCACUACCUGACCACGCGGACGCUGCCGCUGUCGCCGCCCAGCGAGCGCGCGCAGGAGCAGAGCGCGCGGCUGCAGCGCUCCUUCAUGCUGCAGCAGCUGGGGCUCAGCAUCGUCAGCUCGGCGCUGGGCUCCUCGCAGGGCGCCGAGGAGCCGCCCGGCGCCGUGGGCGCGGCGCUGCGCGGCGGGCUGGAGCAGCGCGCCGCCUUCCCCAUGCGCCGCCUGCACAAGCGCAAGCAGUCCUCCGAGGAGCGCGCCCGCCAGCGCGUCCGGCCCGCCAUGGACGAGCCCGUGGGCGACGUGGCCGCCGAGAGCGGGCAGCCCGUGGUGCACUCCAGGGAGGAUUUCUUCUCUCCCGACUCGCUGAAGAUGGUGGACAACCCCAAGGCCGACGCGGUUGCCGACAACCAGGAGGACAACACGAUCAUGUUCGACCAGUCUUUCGGGGCUCAGGAGGAUGCUCAAGUGCCCAGCCAGUCAGACAAUGGCGGGGGGAACAUCUCCCAGAUGUCCAUGGCGUCCCAGGCCACGCAGGUGGAAACCAGCUUCGACCAGGAGGCCGCUGCUGAGAAGAGCAACUUCCCGUGUGAGAAUCCGGAGGUCAGCCUCGGUGAGAAGGAGCACAUGAGGGUGGUGGUGAAGUCUGAGCCGCUGAGCUCCCCGGAGCCUCAGGAUGAGGUGAGCGAUGUCACCUCCCAGGCGGAGGGCAGCGAGUCGGUGGAGGUGGAAGGAGGAGUGGUGAGUGCAGAGAAGAUAGAGCUGAGUCCCGAGAGCAGCGACCGCAGCUUCUCGGACCCUCAGUCCAGCACCGACAGGGUGGGAGACAUCCACAUCAUGGACGUGUCCAACAACCUGGAGCACAAGUCUUCCUUCAGCAUUUCAAAUUUUUUGAACAAAAGCAGGGGAGGUGGCUUUGGCACCAGCCAAAACAACGACGACAACAUUCCCAACACCACCAGUGACUGCAGGAUGGACAGCGACGCCCCUUACCUGAUGAGCCCGGAGGCGGGGCCCGCCGGUGGCCACUCCUCUGCCGCCGUCUCGCACGUGGAGAACCCGUUCAGCGAGCCCGCGGACUCCCACUUUGUGAGGCCCAUGCAGGAUGUGAUGGGCCUGCCCUGCGUGCAGACCUCCGGCUACCGAGCGGCGGAGCAGUUCGGCAUGGAUUUCCCCCGCUCAGGCCUGGGCUUGCACUCGCUGUCUCGGGCCAUGAUGGGCUCCGUGAGGGGCGGGGCUGGCGGCUUUCCUGGCUACCGCCGCAUCGCCCCCAAAAUGCCCGUGGUGACCUCUGUGCGGGGCUCGCAGCUGCAGGAGAGCUCCUCGGGCUCGCAGCUGAUGAUGAACGGGAGCGCGUCCUUCGAGGCCGGGCACCUGUCGCAGCCGGGCCCGCCGCAGCUGACGCGCGCCUCGGCCGACGUGCUGUCCAAGUGCAAGAAGGCUCUGUCGGAGCACAACGUGCUGGUGGUGGAGGGCGCGCGCAAGUACGCCUGCAAGAUCUGCUGCAAGACCUUCCUGACGCUGACGGACUGCAAGAAGCACAUCCGCGUGCACACGGGGGAGAAGCCCUACGCCUGCCUCAAGUGCGGCAAGCGCUUCAGCCAGUCCAGCCACCUCUACAAACACUCUAAGACCACCUGCCUCAGGUGGCAGAGCAGCAACCUGCCCAGCAGCUUGCUGUGAGCUGCCGGCCCGGCGCGGAGGAGCCCCGCCGCCGGCGGGGACGGGCGGGCGCACACCGGCGUGCCGCGGUGCCAAACACAGUCUUGGCUCUGCCAUUGGGGAUAUCCGGUACCUACCUCGCGGGUGUCGCCGCCGGAGCCGCGCGGCGGGAUGGGGAUGAGGCCCCACUGUGGGGAUGAGACCCCACUGUGGGAAUGAGACCCCAUUGUGGGGAUAAGGCCCCAUGGGUGGGGAUUAGACCCCACAGGUGGGGAUGAGACCCCACUGUGGGGAUGAGACCCCAUGGGUGGGGAUGAGACCCCACAGAUGGGGAUGAGACUCCACGGGUGGGGAUGAGACUCCACGGAUGGGGAUGAGGCCCUACGGGUGGGGAUGAGGCCCCAUGGGUGGGGAUGAGGCCCCAUGGGUGGGGAUGAGGCCCCAUGGCGGGAUGGGGAUGAGGCCCCACGGGUGGGGAUGAGGCCCCACGGGUGGGGAUUAGACCCCACAGGUGGGGAUGAGACCCCACUGUGGGGAUGAGACCCCAUGGAUGGGGAUGAGACCCCACGGGUGGGGAUGAGACCCCACGGGUGGGGAUGAGACCCCAUGGAUGGGGAUGAGGCCCCACUGUGGGGAUGAGGCCCCACUGUGGGGAUGAGACCCCAUGGAUGGGGAUGAGGCCCCACGGAUGGGGAUAAGACCCCACUGUGGGGAUGAGACCCCACGGGUGGGGAUAGACCCCAGGGCGGGAUGGGGAUGAGACCCCACUGUGGGGGCGGGGAUGUGACCCCACGGCGAAGAGCCCCUUUGCAGGGCAGAGGGGUGACAGCACGGGGGUCUCCUGAAAUCGCACGGUUUGAGAACAGCGAACUGACGUGCGCGUUUUUUUUUUUUUUUUUUCUUUUUCCUUCUCUCUAAAGCAUUUUGUAACAGUGAAAGCAUUUAAAUGAUUACUGUAACAUGAGUUGCUGCAUUACGUGAGGAUGGUGGUGCAGAGCCCUUACCUUUAAAAGAGAAAAACGGCUUAGGCUGCACCUGUCUGACAUAAUGCUUUAAAAUAUGCUAAUUAUGACAAUAGUUCUAGGAUUAUGAAUGUAUGUUUGGCUGUUUUGUAGUAAAGGACACUGUGUAAUCAAGGUGCUUAAAUUAAAUCCCAGACAAGUAACUUCUGGACUGCCAGGUGUACAUAUAACUUUAAUACAGCAAGAUCUGGAUAUUUGGCUGUUUUUUUUUUUCCUGUAGAAACGAGUAUUAAGUGGUAAGUGAAGUACUGUCUGUUGUUUGUGCUAUUCCUAGCAGUAUUUUAACCAGUUUGUAUCUCCUAUGUUACGAUUCUAUAUACACAGAAGUUUGAGCAGAGCUUGUCUUUGUCUGUCGUUUUGAAGGAGAGGGAGUCUGUGCUGGCUUUUUUGGCCACGGAAGGCAAGCAGCAUCUGGCUGCUGCCAGAUGCCCACAGUGCAUCUGGUCCCCGUUAUGGCGUGAGCAUGUUGUCUUUUCCUCUUUAUCUCCAGGCUUUAAUUUCCUGCCCGGCGCGCUGGGCGACUUCCCUUGGCAGCUGUGCAUCUGUCCUUGGGGCGCGUGGCUCCCAGGUCAGGAGCAAUCCUGCUUUGCCAUAUUGCACAGAGUCACAGGCUGUGCUCAGCUGGAAGGGAGCCCUCGGCACCACUGUGUCCAGCUCCUGGCCUUGCCGGGGAUACCCCAACAAUCCCAUCUUGUGCCUGACACUUCUUCACCUCAGGCAGCCUUGGGGUGCUGACCCCGUCCCUGGGGAUCUUGUUCAGUGCCAGACCAGCCCUCUGGGUGAAAAGCCUUUCCUGGUAGCCAACCCAAACCUCCCCUGACUCACCUUCAGCCGUUUUCUCACGUCCUGUCACUGGUCAUGAGCGUGAGGAGGUCUGCACCUGCCCCUCUGCUGCUCCUCAGGAGGAUGACGAGGGGGAUGAAGACCUCAGUGCCCUCUCCUCCAGGCCGAGCAAACCAAGUGCCCUCAGCUGCUCCUCGUAAAGCUUCCUCCCCGUUCCCCUCAGCACCCCACGGCCUCCUUUGGACAGGCUCUGCCAGCUGAAUGUCUGCAUGAUGGUGCUGACACUGCCCCAGCACCUGGGGUGAGGCUGCCCCAGAGCAGAGCAGAGCAGGACCCCCUCCUCACCCUGCUGCUGACACCCCCAGGACACAACUGGCCCUCCUGGCUGCCAGGGCACGGCUGGCUCACAUCCUGUAAAAUGUCCUU
Messenger RNA from Onychostruthus taczanowskii (white-rumped snowfinch), 4836 nucleotides. It is a transcript of the gene ZBTB5, whose product is annotated as zinc finger and BTB domain containing 5. The transcript is spliced from 2 exons. The record is from RefSeq and is a predicted model, not a curated record. The coding region runs from base 509 to 2626 and encodes 705 amino acids. Gene Ontology annotation, biological process: regulation of transcription by RNA polymerase II. NCBI's taxonomy places the organism in Eukaryota, Metazoa, Chordata, Aves, Passeriformes, Passeridae. Gene Ontology annotation, molecular function: protein binding; DNA-binding transcription factor activity, RNA polymerase II-specific; RNA polymerase II cis-regulatory region sequence-specific DNA binding. Gene Ontology annotation, cellular component: nucleus.